Messenger RNA from Brassica rapa (field mustard), 2376 nucleotides. RefSeq names its product probable pectinesterase 55. Gene Ontology annotation, biological process: cell wall modification; pectin catabolic process. Lineage: Eukaryota; Viridiplantae; Streptophyta; Magnoliopsida; Brassicales; Brassicaceae. Gene Ontology annotation, molecular function: pectinesterase activity. The record is from RefSeq and is a predicted model, not a curated record.
GGUUCUUUGUUCAACAACAAAGUGUGUUUCGUACCGGCCAUGGGAGCUGCAUGGAUGGCUUAAAAAGUAGUUGAGAAGAGUAGAUCGUUAUGAUUUGUUAAACAAUAGCUGCCAAGUCACUAUCAAACGAGUCAUAGACGAUCAUUUUCUCCAAUCGAUCCAAAAAAAGUUACAUAAGUAGCAUAUAACGCGUUGUCCAAAAAAACGCAUAAGCUAGCUAUAUAAUGAAUACAUGUCCCACUUAAUCUCUUACGUUCUGAUAUAUCCUCUAAUGGCAACUCAUCGAAUUUUCAUCACUUUUGUCACUCUUUUUUGUUGUUUCUGUCUACCUCAUCUAAUAGAAGCUGAACAAGUGUUCGUGGAUCAAUCCGGCAAUGGCAAUUUCACGACAAUACAAAAAGCUAUCGAUUCGGUUCCAGCCAACAAUCGUAAUUGGUUCUUCAUCAACGUUGCAGCCGGCCUUUACAAGGAGAAAGUAAAGAUACCACGUGAUAAACCCUUCAUUGUACUAGUGGGAGCUGGAACGAGUAAAACUAGGGUUGAAUGGGACGACCAUGUCUCAAUACAAACUCCUACUUUUGCUCUUUCCGCAAAUAACACCGUCGUUAAGAGCCUCACUUUCGUGAAUACGUAUAAUUUACCGAAUAACGGGAAAGUGAACAAAAACGAUAUCACUCCUGCGCCGGCGGCGAUGAUCGAAGGUGAUAAGUGUGCUUUUUACUCGGUAGGGUUUGCUGGAAUUCAAGAUACCUUGUGGGAUAAGAAUGGUCGACACUUUUUUCACCGUUGCACUAUCCAAGGCGCCGUUGAUUUCAUCUUCGGGAGCGGCCAAUCUAUUUACAAGAAUUGUGAUAUUCAAGUGCUAGGAGAGGCCCUAGAACCCGGGGCUGGAUACAUAACGGCUCAAGCACGGACAAGCCCGGACGAUGCGGAUGGAUUCGUGUUCAUGGAUAGCCUUGUUCACGGAACGGGGAAGGCUUACUUGGGCAGAGCGUAUCGGAAUUACUCUCGAGUGAUCUUUUGCGACACUAACUUGACCAACGUGGUCGUUCCCAAAGGUUGGUGGGAAUGGAAAUUUGUGGGCAACGAAUCACGGCUGACGUAUGCAGAAGUUCGAUGCUUUGGAAGUGGAUCUAGUACGACUGAACGUGUGAGAUGGGUUAAGAAGCCGAGUGAUCCCAUCGUUCAACGUUUGUGUAGUCUCGACUUUAUUAAUAAUGGUGGGUGGGUUCAAAAUUUGCCCAUUCGUGGUUGAUUGAUCUCAUUGCUUCUGUUUAUCUUGUUUUUUUUAGUUUCAUAUUUUAUCAUUCCCAAGUUUAAGUUUGACUAAUAAAAAAUAUAAUGAAUAACUUUGUUCUCGAUCUUACAUAAUGUGGUAUACAAUCAAACAACGAAUUCAAAAAAAACAGAUUAUAGUUUUCAGGAUUUAAACUUAUAACACACUAAUUUCAGAUCAGUUGCCCUGGAUAUCGGAUCAUUUAUGGAUAUGAACCUCAUAUAUACGGACUAUAUAGAAUUCGAUAUUGGGUUUGAAAGACUAUAUAUCGUAUUCAUGCCCUAUAUCUUCUUUUAUCCAUCGUUGGUGCAUUUGACAAAAAAAUCAAUGGUGUUUUUUCCUUAAAAGCUUUUCGAAUAAAAUAUAAUAGGGACGGACAUAUGUAAAAAAUCUUACCAAAGUUCCAUGAUAUAUUCGACUAAAUACAGACAAAUCUCAUAUGUCAAUCUUAUUAUAUAAAGCUUGGUUCUUCAAAGUUGAUAAUCAAUAUGAUCGCGACACAUGUCAAUAAUAUAUUUAAGAUUGUGACAUGUGUUAAUUUAUCUCAUAAUUAAAAACAUAUAUACUAAGAUAUUAACAAAAACGAAUUUAUUAAAAAUCUUAUUAUAUAUAUUAUUUAAUAGUAAUUUUCCUUUGUUUAAGAUCUUACUCAAAAGAUAAUUGCAAAAGAUUAUUUGAUAAUAAUUUUCCUUCUAAUAUUGUGACAUGUGUUUAAAUAUACAAUGACUAAAAAUAUAUAUAUAUUAAGAUAAUAAAACGAUUUUUGAAAAAAACUACUUAAAAAAUUAUUUAAGAGUAAAAAAGAUUUAAAAAAUAGUUAGUAGUAAUUGUUUUAGAAAAUUUCAUUUUUUCAAAAUCCUAAAAAAUAGAUUUGAAAACAAAUUAUUUAAUAUAAUUUUUUUCUUAUUUUUAAGAAAAAUCCUUUUUUAUUAUUUUAGUAUAUGUAUUUUUGAUUAUGAUAUAGUUUAACACAUAAAUGUUUUUAGAAAAAUAAUGACCAUGUGCAACAAUCAUGUUAAUCAUCAAUUUUGAAGAACCAAUUUCAAUAUAAUAUUUUAUAAUUAUAUUUUCAUUAAAACUAAGAAAACAAUUCUAUUAAA